Gongylonema pulchrum is the source of this 705-nucleotide messenger RNA. Lineage: Eukaryota; Metazoa; Nematoda; Chromadorea; Rhabditida; Gongylonematidae. The record is from the annotation of a GenBank genome assembly.
AUGAUGCCAUUCUGGAUGUGGCUGCUCGGUUUCCACUUCAUCCAGAGUUUUCAUCCGGAAGCAGAAAUCAAAGUUCCAUAUGUCAAAAUUGUCUCCUCACUGAUUACAAUGAUCGUCCCGCUACUUUUUGGCAUAAUGCUGUCACAUUUCAGACCAACAAUGCGCCACCAAGCAAGAAGGAUUAUGCGCCCAUUCAUAAUUUUCGUUUUGAUCUUCCUCAUUGGCUUUGGAACAGUGGCAAAUAUUUACAUGAUUCAUCUGCUUACGAUCACUGCCAUUAUUGGGGGUUUGCUACUUCCGUGGUGCGGCUUCUCCAUUGGUUGCUUCACGGCCAUCCUUCUCCGACAACCGCCUCCAAAUGUUACAGCAAUAGCCAUUGAAACUGGUAUCCAGAACACAGGCAUCGCGAUUAUGCUACUUAAGUUCUCAUUUCCGGAUCCGGACGCCGAUAUUAGUGCGCUUAUUCCUGUUAUCGCAGCCAGCAUGACACCAUUACCACUGCUACUUAUCGUUGCCCUACACUGGGCAUGGAAAGCACUGAAAAAGAGAAGGACGGCCGACAAAUGCAACGGUCUGGAAGCGAAAACAAUUGAAGAUGGAACGAACACCGGUGCGAAUGGCAUGGACGAUAUCGUUGUUACAUGUAAAUUUAAAGAAAACGAAGAUAAUCCCCUGAUGAACAAUGAAACGAAGCAAACUGCUUAA